AGUGGUCGGCUGGACGUUGGGAGAACCAUUACAACACACAGAAAACGGAGUGUGUCGACAGUAUUGAAACUAUUAUGACGAGAAAAGAAAAUUAAUUAUAACCGUAAGAGUAUGUACAAGUUUUAGAGACAAACUUAAGUGCUUUUAUGCAGAAACUAUUAAUAACAGCAGUGCCUUAGCUGAAAAGACAUACAAGAGAAGUUGAACUAAGAACUCACUGACUCCUGAUAAACUAAUUCGUCUCAUAAAGAUAUAACACAAGGAUUAACCUGGUGUUGAAUUGCUCAAACAUGUGUGUGUGUAGAAACUCUUAAAUACAUAAGAAAAAAGUACAGAAAGAGACAGAGAGACAGAGAGAGUGGACAAGCUGUGUUGAGAAUGAUGGAGGAGCAGGUAUUGGUGAUGACAGGAGAGGCGGAGACACACAAUUAACCAGGUAUCCACACAGGACAUUCAGCUCUCUUGUGUGUGUGUGUUUGUUUACAUCUGGACAACCAUAAUGAUUGUAAACACCUCCAGCAAACACCUGCCGGCCCAACACUUUCCUGACGAACAACAUCUCACUCCUGACGAUGGCUCGAAUAUUAAAGAAUUAGUUUUGGAACUCUUUAAGGCUUGGUGUGGAGGUAAAGGCUCAGAGAUUCAAGGAGAGUUAAGACUCCCGGUGAAGGCAGCGAACACCACCAACGCAAGAGAAAAGCAGGAACCGUCUGAGGAGGCCAUGGCGGUAGUAUACAUCAUCUUCGUGUUGUUGUUCUUCGCCACGUCUCUCCUGAUCGUGUUGGUGAAGUACAUCCGCCGGGAGAAGGAGUCACUGAGGCUGGAGAAGUUUUACCAUGAGUACAUCACCAGGAACAGAUCCAGCCUGAUGGUUCACUUCGACGAAUCAGGUCAACCUCUGCGACCUAUGCCAAGAAGGGAGUCGUCUCCUAGUACCAGUAGAUACCCACGCCUCCCAUGCCCACCCACGUCCCUGCCCACGCCAUCCUCUACGCCCACAAGUACGCCCACAGCCGCGCCCAUAAGCCCGUCGUUUCUCCCACCCACUUCCAGGGCAUUUACUAAACCACUGCCACCUGCCACGUCGCUACAGGGCGUCUCCCACUGGCUCUCUGACACUGCUGCCUCGUCUGACACAACUAUGAAAUCUGCCACGACAACGUUACCAUCUACAACCUUGCCAUGUGACAUAACCUUACCACCUGACACAACCUUACCUGCUGACACAACCUUGCCAUCUGACACAACCUUGCCAUCUGACACAACCUUGCCCUUUGAUUCAACCUUACCUGCUGACACAACCUUGCCAUCUGACACAACCUUGCCUACUGACACAACCUUGCCAUUUGACACAACCUUGCCAUCUGACACAACCUUGCCUACUGACACAACCUUGCCUUUGCUACUGACACAACCUUGCCAUUUGACACAACCUUGCUAUCUGACACAACCGUGCCCUCUGACACAACCUUGCCAUUUGACACAACCUUGCCAUCUGACACAACCUUGCCAUCUGACACAACCGUGCCCUCUGACACAACCUUGCCAUUUGACACAACCUUGCCAUCUGACACAACCUUGCUAUUUGACACAACCUUGCCAUCUGACACAACCUUGUCAUCUGACACAACCUUGCCAUCUGACACAACCUUACCUGCUGACACAACUUUGCCAUCUGACAACCUUUCUAUUUGACACAAUCUUGCCAUCUGACACAAUCCUGCGAGCUGACACAACCUUGCCAUCUGACACAAUCAAGCUGCCUUCUUAUUACAAAACCAAACUUUAUUUCAAGUCAACAUCGAUAUAAAUGUAAAACCAACAGAGAGAGAGAGAGACACCUUGAAAUUCAAAGGCUUUACCUACUUUAAUUACGUCCCUAUAUGCUUUUAGCCGUGUGUCUGAGUGUUAGAGAUGUUUACUGAGCUUCUCGGUGUAUAAUACUGUGUACUACCGUCAGCAUACCAGUCCUAGUUGAUUCAUUAUACUGUAAAUUGUUGUCAUCAGGAUUUCAGUAUACUUUAUUCUCUGUAGUUUAUACCUUAAUAUAGCUUAAUAUUGAACUAAGAAUAUCAGUAUGUAUUGCUUUGUUGUAUUAAUCUGUAUGGCUGGAUAAGUACAGGGUGUUCAUAAAUGAUUACCCUAAAAACAGUAUGAUCUCAUGUUUUAAUCAGGGUAAUCAUUUAUGGACACCCUGUAUAUCUGACUUGGUAUCUUUAGAUGUUAACUCAAAUUACUCUCAAUUUCUCACAUGUUAA
Messenger RNA from Homarus americanus (American lobster), 2258 nucleotides. Its product is annotated as mucin-2-like. Lineage: Eukaryota; Metazoa; Arthropoda; Malacostraca; Decapoda; Nephropidae. The record is from RefSeq and is a predicted model, not a curated record. Bases 500 to 1810 code for a protein of 436 amino acids. The transcript is spliced from 5 exons.